Molecule: messenger RNA, 1170 nt
Organism: Branchiostoma belcheri (Belcher's lancelet)
Lineage: Eukaryota; Metazoa; Chordata; Leptocardii; Amphioxiformes; Branchiostomatidae
Product: collectin-12-like
Exons: 5
Coding region: 1-1170 (389 amino acids)
Source: RefSeq, a predicted model, not a curated record
AUGUCGGGGACGGGGAGUCAACAGCAGCCGAAAUACUCAAAUACAGGAGGUGCCACACCCGUGCAGUACCCUGAGAAUGACUGGAGGGCGCUUGCACACAUAGCUGCAUCUAUACCCAACAAUCUGUACGUCACAAGAGCAGGUCCACCUGGCCCGCCAGGAGAGAAGGGAUCCGAGGGGCCGGCUGGCUCUGCCUCUGCAGGCCUCCCUGGGCCACCUGGUCCUCCGGGAGAGAAGGGACCCAUCGGGCCGGCUGGUCCUCCAGGAGACAAGGGAUCCAUGGGCCCUGGUGGCCCUGCAUUUGCCGGGCCACCAGGUCCACCUGGUCCGCUAGGAGAGAAGGGACCCAUGGGGCCGGCUGGCCCUGCCUCUGCAGGCCCCCCUGGGCCACCUGGUCCUCCGGGAGAGAAGGGACCCAUGGGGCCGGCUGGCCAUUUUGGAAAGAGGGGUCCAGUGGGGCCGGCGGCUGGCCCUGCAGUCCCCGGGCCACCAGGUCCACCUGGUUCACCAGGAAAGAAGGGAUCCAGGGGGCCUAUUGGUCCUCCAGGAAAGAAAGGAUCCAGGGGACCGGCUGGUCCUACAUAUGCCGGUCCACCAGGGCCACGUGGACCUGUUGGGCCGCCUGGCCCCCGAGGAAAGACCGGGUAUCCCGGUAACCCAGGAACCGCAACAUGCCCCAGCACUGGACGUAGAGGGUCUUGUCCAAACGGCUAUUACUAUGAAAGGGGGCGCAAAAUGUGCUACAAGUUGUACAACACACUUAAUACCUUCACCGACUCGCUCAACACCUGCCAUGAUGAUGGGGGUACCCUCGCCAUGCCCAGAGACGCCUACACCAACACCUUCCUGGGCAAACUCUAUAAAUUAAAAAAAUCUCAAUUCUCAAAGGCAAUGCUGCCCAUAUUCAAUGACUGUAAGAUAUAUGAUAAGGCUUUCUGGAUCGGUCUCCAAGACCAAGAAAAAGAGGACACAUUCAAGUGGAUAGAUGGAUCGGCACUUGGACGUUACAAAGGCUGGAAUCCAGGACAACCAGAUAGCGGUAAGGGCGAAGAAGACUGUGUUGUCUCUGGUGACUUCUGGUUCUGGAGGCCAAAUACAUACAAGUGGUAUGACGCGCCGUGCAACUAUCGGUUCCGCUUCAUCUGCCAGAUCCGUCCAGGAUGUACUUAA